This is a messenger RNA of Hydra vulgaris (swiftwater hydra), 801 nucleotides long. Lineage: Eukaryota; Metazoa; Cnidaria; Hydrozoa; Anthoathecata; Hydridae. The record is from RefSeq and is a predicted model, not a curated record.
UAUAUAAGUGGAUUGAGAAAUAAUAGCAACAAAUUUAUUGUCCCAAAAAAAAAACUAUAAUCAUGCACUGAAAAACAACCUUUUGUCAACAAAAGAAUGGCACAAAUACCCAUUGAUAAAGUGUAAGAUAACAGAUAGUCAGUAUCUAACUAGUUUUGUGUUUUUUUUAAAGGUAACUUAAUUACUUUUUUGUAGCAAAAUGUUUUAUAAUUAGAUUCAUUUUCAUGUUGUGAAGAAUACAACUUUCUACAUCAGAUGAAAUAUAUGUUAAAGAAAGCAUUAAAAAUAAGAAUAACAAAUCAUACCGCUCUUCAUUACCAGAACCUCCGCCACCUAUUAUGAAUAAGUCCAAUGCUAAAAAGAUGCAAAAUGUUAUUCUCAACGAGCUUGCAGAAAUAAAAAUUCUUUUAAAAGAAGUUAUAGAAACUAAGUUUCAGGCUACUUGGGUGAAAUUGCUAGAAUCAGUGGACGAAGUGGUUACACUGGAUAAUAAACUAAAAGAUAAAACCCAGUAUACUAAUUUGCUUGAUAGUUUGAAAAAGAUUGGUGGUGGAAAGCCAAGAGAACAUGUUUUUUUGAUCAUGAAAAGUUUAUUGUUAAAAUAUUUAUCAGGUUAUUUUCGAAUCAGUUACAGUCCAAAUUCAAAAGAAAUGGGGAAAAGAUAAGCUUAGAAAAUCUAGUAAAUAUAUGGAGUGUUUUACGAGAUAUCGGCGACGUGGAAGAAAAUGUUGACGGCAAUGCAGAAAUAUAGUUUCUUAUGUAUAUUUAUGUGAAAUAAAAAUUAAGUAAUGUUAGUUAAAA